Molecule: messenger RNA, 342 nt
Organism: Lactuca saligna
Lineage: Eukaryota; Viridiplantae; Streptophyta; Magnoliopsida; Asterales; Asteraceae
Source: the annotation of a GenBank genome assembly
AUGGCUACGGAGGUAACUCAAGUGGUAAUUCAUAUUGCACGUACCUCUAUUGACACACGAUUUCACUACACCAGAUCUGGUGUUUUUCACCAAAUCAUACUUGAUAAGGACAGAGCUUACAGAGGUGUUUCAGGUGAAAGGUUUGUGGUGUACUGGAUGGCGGAGAUGGAGGAGAAGAUGGUGGAGAAAGUGGUGAUUUCUAGCAGUGGAAUUGGGUAUACGAAAGAGCAUAAAUCUAAGUAUCUGGAGAAGAUUGGGCGGAAUGUGGUGGAGAUUUUCGUAUUGGAAAAAUCAAGAGAAGGAGGAGGAAGAAGGUCGAUGGUGGAUGUGUUAAAUCAAUAA